CAAAGUGCGUAGGCAGUUGGCUGUUUCGCGCAUGCGCACUGAGGUCUAGCGCUGAUGCAAGAAAUAUUACGGCGCAGAGGUGUGGAAGAGCUCGAGGAAUAAAAAAAAAGUAGCCAGAACUCAGUUUUUACCCGCUUGCAAACAUGUCUGGAGACGAGAUGAUUUUUGACCCCAACAUGUCCAAGAAGAAGAAAAAGAAGAAGAAGCCCUUCAUGUUGGACGAGGAAGGAGGAGAAGGGAUCGGAGGAGAAGAGACUAAAGAGGUGGAAGCGAAGGAGGCGGAGCCAGAGGUUGGAGAUGACAAGGAGUUUGACAUGGAUGAAGAUGAAGGCAGGAAAAAAGAAGUAUCUGAUGAUUUGAACGACUUGAACUUCCUCAACCAGAAGAAAAAAAAGAAAAAACCUAAAAAAGUAUUUGAUAAUGAUGUAGAGGAAGGAUUAAAGGAGCUGAAAAUUGAAGGAGAGCAGACGGAGGUGCCGGAAGAGGAUAACUUGGAUUUGAUGCUCCCCACCAAAAAGAAGAAGGCGAAGAAAGUGGAUUUUGAUGAGGGAGAGCUGUUGGAGAACGACGACGCAGCACAGGAAGACGAGAGUAAAAACAACGAUGGGAUCUCGUUCAGCCCCUCCACAGGACCAGCAUGGGCUGACUCAGAAAGAGACUACACCUACGAUGAGCUCUUAAACAGAGUCUUUAACAUCAUGAGGGAGAAGAACCCCGACAUGGUGGCUGGAGAGAAGAGGAAGUUUGUGAUGAAGCCUCCUCAGGUGGUCCGAGUGGGAACCAAGAAAACCUCCUUUGUCAACUUCACAGACAUCUGCAAACUGUUGCAUCGUCAGCCUAAACAUCUCCUCGCUUUUCUACUGGCUGAGCUGGGAACGAGCGGUUCAAUAGAUGGAAACAACCAGCUCGUGAUCAAAGGCAGAUUUCAACAGAAACAGAUAGAAAAUGUGUUGAGAAGAUAUAUCAAGGAAUAUGUGACGUGUCACACUUGCCGCUCCCCUGAGACCAUCCUGCAGAAGGACACUCGUCUUUAUUUCCUUCAGUGUGAGACGUGCCACUCUCGCUGCUCUGUCGCCAGCAUCAAGACUGGUUUCCAGGCUGUGACGGGCAAGAGAGCGCAGCUUCGCGCCAAAACCAACUAGAGGCCACGAUAACUCUGCUCCCCCUCUUCCUUCGGCCUCUUGUUUUGUUUGUUCCCUCCCUCAGAAGGUCCAAAGCUGGAGUUGGGCAUGGGCAUCCCUACUGAUUUGCUUAAAGGACUCUCUGAAUCGAACUGCGGGAGGGUUUGGCUGUUUAGUUGUCAUUGCCUGUAAAACAUGGGCAGAGAGUGAGAGUCUAAAACCAACAGAAAGGGUUCAGGUGCUGUAAGCAGAUGGUGUUCAGCAGAUACUGUUGGAUUAAAUGAAUUUGGUUUGUUUGGCUGAUGAUCCCUCCACCUCCCUGUUUUUCCCCACCAUUUUGCUGUGAUCCAUUUUUUUAAUUCCUUGAAGAAAAGUUUGACCACAGCUUGGAUCAUCUUCUCAGACAUACCAGUCAUGAAAACAUUUUCAUCACACAGAUUGUUCAACCAAGCUUACAUUAAGAAAGCUUCUUUUUUUAAUUUUUUUUCCCUUUUUUUUUUUGCACCCAGGGUCACUGCUGUAUUCUCCAACGCAUUGUUGCUAAUCUUAAAUUGUUUUUUUAAUAGUCUGGUACACAUCACAUUUGUUAGUGAAGAGGUCUUCAUACAAAGCUGCUCUUCAAGAGGAGACUGCAGGUAAAAUGACUGAUGAGGUGAGGUUGUCCAAGACAGAAAUAAAAACUAUACAGUGUGUUUUUGAGUGCUUUUGUAGCAUUGAUUUCUGAUCAACUUUUAUGAGACUAAUUAGACUGGAAUAUUUUGAAAAUUAUAAAUAUUGUCAAAUAGAACAGGUUUUGAGCUAUUUCCAGACCCCCUAUUGUUAAAAAAUUACAAAAAUCCAUGCAAACACUGUGCUAUUUACCAGUGUGGUUAAAUAAAAGUA
Molecule: messenger RNA, 2003 nt
Organism: Nematolebias whitei (Rio pearlfish)
Lineage: Eukaryota; Metazoa; Chordata; Actinopteri; Cyprinodontiformes; Rivulidae
Gene: eif2s2
Product: eukaryotic translation initiation factor 2, subunit 2 beta
Exons: 9
Coding region: 144-1142 (332 amino acids)
Biological process (GO): translational initiation; formation of cytoplasmic translation initiation complex; formation of translation preinitiation complex
Cellular component (GO): eukaryotic translation initiation factor 2 complex
Molecular function (GO): translation initiation factor binding; mRNA binding; translation initiation factor activity
Source: RefSeq, a predicted model, not a curated record